GCAAGGCGGCUCUGGCGUUGGGGAGCCACUGACUCCGGCUUCCUGACACAGGCUGAGGCGCCAGAGAAGUCGACGUCACCUUCGCUUGAGGCAGAGAAAGGCAUCGAGACAGCUGCCUGCGGAUCAAGCCACUCUGCUUUCGUGGCUGGUGGUCGGCUGUACGCCUAUGGCUCCAACAAGUACAGCCAGCUUGGGCGGGAGAUCUCCGGAGCCUCCACGCAGGAGCCGGUUCAGAUAGAGAUGGACCUGGCUGUGCGACAGGUGGCCCUGGGCGCGUAUCACUCCGCCUGUGUCUGUGAGGACGGCUCGCUUUGGACUUGGGGGUGGGGCGGCGGCUUCUUCCACGGGGCCGGAGCUCUUGGACUUGGCCACCGGGACUCGGCUACCACUCCGCAGAAAGUGGAGCAGUUCACACAGCAUGGCCAAAAGAUUAGCUCGGUGGCCUGUGGGGCACAACAUACGCUUGUGCUGACCGCGGACGGCCACCUCUAC
This is a messenger RNA of Symbiodinium necroappetens, 492 nucleotides long. The record is from the annotation of a GenBank genome assembly. Lineage: Eukaryota; Dinophyceae; Suessiales; Symbiodiniaceae.